Pistacia vera is the source of this 1439-nucleotide messenger RNA. RefSeq names its product methionine aminopeptidase 1B, chloroplastic. Bases 47 to 1141 code for a protein of 364 amino acids. Gene Ontology annotation, molecular function: metalloaminopeptidase activity. The record is from RefSeq and is a predicted model, not a curated record. Lineage: Eukaryota; Viridiplantae; Streptophyta; Magnoliopsida; Sapindales; Anacardiaceae. Gene Ontology annotation, biological process: proteolysis. The transcript has 10 exons.
UUGUUAUCUUCUUCUUGUUCUACUUCACUCUCUGAGUAUACCGAGAAUGGCAUUGGCAGCUUCACUUUCACAUGGCUCAUCUUCCUUCUUACAUGGAGAAUCUUCAAAUUCAAACUCGAAGUCAACUCUUUUCAUGGGAGCUCCUCUCACCUUCUCUGUCUCUACUCUCUCUGGUAAACAAUCAUUUUCACAAAAGAAACUUGUCGUCCAUUCCAGGAAGAUAUCUGGUUUGGAGGAGGCGAUGAGAAUAAGGAGAGAACGUGAGCUUCAAAGUAAACCAAAAUUUAGGAAAAGGCCGCCUUUGAGGCGCGGAAAGGUAUCACCUCGUUUACCUGUGCCUGAUCACAUACCAAAGCCUCCUUAUCUAAGUUCAAAUAUACUGCCAGAACUUUCCCCUGAGCACCAGAUUCACGAUUCUGAAGGCAUCACUAAGAUGAGGGCUGCAUGUGAACUUGCUGCUCGAGUCUUAAACUAUGCAGGAACUUUGGUUAGGCCAUCAGUGACGACAAAUGAAAUUGACAAAGCAGUGCACCAAAUGAUCAUAGAGGCUGGUGCUUAUCCUUCACCUCUUGGUUAUGGAGGAUUCCCCAAGAGUGUCUGUACAUCUGUUAAUGAGUGCAUGUGUCAUGGAAUACCAGAUUCUCGCCAACUACAGGAUGGUGACAUAAUAAACAUUGACGUGACAGUCUAUUUAAAUGGUUAUCAUGGAGACACAUCAAAGACCUUUUUUUGUGGCAAUGUCAGUGAUGCACUUAAACACCUUGUGAAGGUAACUGAAGAGUGCUUGGAGAAAGGCAUAGCUGUUUGUAAAGAUGGCGCUAAUUUCAAGAAAAUCGGAAAGAGAAUCAGUGAGCAUGCUGAGAAAUAUGGUUUUGGUGUAGUGGAGCGUUUUGUUGGCCAUGGUGUAGGGACAGUAUUUCAUUCUGAGCCGAUCAUAUUACAUAAUCGCAACGAGAAACCUGGUUGCAUGGUUGAAGGUCAAACUUUUACAAUUGAACCAAUUCUUACAAUGGGAAGCAUCGAGUGUGUAACUUGGCCUGACAAUUGGACAACUUUGACAGCUGAUGGCAGCCCUGCUGCUCAGUUUGAGCAUACCAUUUUAAUUACUAGAACUGGCGCUGAAAUUUUAACACAGUGUUAAAUUUUUUUUUUUCCUUUUUGGAUACAUCUAAUUUUUUGGCCCUAUUAUUCAAAACUGUACAUACAUAGUGAAGAAUGCGGAGCAGCUUCCAUCCAUUCAGCUCAUUUAAGUUUUGAAAUGGUUCAAGGUUGAUGAUUAUGCCCUUUUAUUUUAAAACAGUCUCUUUUGAUUGUUUUUUGCUUGGAAAAAGCUUAGAUUGUGUUUACCGCAGUGGUUGAAUGAGUCAAGUGAGGUUGCUUUCCUUCCCAUUCACUAGAACAUAAACCUAGUUUUGUAACAAGAAUAUUCAUUAAACCCU